Molecule: messenger RNA, 930 nt
Organism: Bombyx mandarina (wild silkworm)
Lineage: Eukaryota; Metazoa; Arthropoda; Insecta; Lepidoptera; Bombycidae
Product: collagenase-like
Biological process (GO): proteolysis
Molecular function (GO): serine-type endopeptidase activity
Source: RefSeq, a predicted model, not a curated record
UUGGGCGCGGUCUCGUUGGCGUCGGCGGGUCUCCUUCCAGCCAUGCUGCCCUACCAUGAUACGGUUGGGAUCCCUCUGGCAGAAAGUCUCAAGAAAUCGGAGGAAGCCCGAGACUUUGAUGGAUCUAGAAUUGUGAAUGGAAAUCUUGCUCGUUUGGGUGCUCACCCGUACAUGGUCGGUUUAGUCAUAGAAAUACGGGGCAGUGCUAAUUCAGUAUGCGGUUCAUCUAUGCUCAGUAACACUAGGUCUCUCACAGCUGCUCACUGCUGGUUCGAUGGAGUUAGACAAGCAUUAUCUUUCACAAUGGCCUUUGGAACAAUCACUGUUUUUACUGGAGGUGUUAGAGUGCGCACCACAAACGUACGGAUGCAUGAAAAUUGGGAUCCAAGAAAUUUAAUCAACGACAUAGCCGUAAUUACCCACAAUCGGGUGGGAUAUACCAAUGCUAUUCAGGCAAUCACUUUACCAUCUGGAUCUCUUCUUAACAAUAAUUUCGUUGGGACCUCGGCACAGGUUUCCGGUUACGGAAGAACCGGUGACGGUUCUCAACACAACAUCCGACCAGAUCAAGCGAAGAGAGUGGCAACCGUCCGAGUUAUUACCAACAAUGAAUGUAGAAAUGUUUUUGGAUCUAUGGUCCGGGACACUAUUAUCUGUACAAGCGGAGCUGAAGGUCGUAAUAUCUGCGGCAGCGACUCUGGCGGACCUUUAUCCAUUGUCAACAAUAAUCGGAGAGUGUUGUACUUAACGGCAGGCGGUGGCUUGGCUCUGCUCCUGGUAUUGUUGACGUUUUUGGGCGCGGUCUCGUUGGCGUCGGCGGGUCUCCUUCUCCAGCCCAUGCGCUGCCCCUACAUUAGAUACGGUUGGGUCCCUCUGGCAGAAAAGUCCUCUAAGAAAUCGGAGGAAGCCGAGGACUUUGAUGGAUCCUAG